Drosophila erecta is the source of this 1571-nucleotide messenger RNA. RefSeq names its product facilitated trehalose transporter Tret1. NCBI's taxonomy places the organism in Eukaryota, Metazoa, Arthropoda, Insecta, Diptera, Drosophilidae. The transcript has 6 exons. Gene Ontology annotation, cellular component: membrane. Gene Ontology annotation, molecular function: sugar transmembrane transporter activity. The coding region runs from base 66 to 1448 and encodes 460 amino acids. The record is from RefSeq and is a predicted model, not a curated record. Gene Ontology annotation, biological process: carbohydrate transport; transmembrane transport.
AAGAACGCCACAAUAUCGCAUUUGUGCCGCUACUCUGAAGUGAGCUUGACACUCAAACGGCUAGAAUGGCCCACUUUUUUGCGAACUCCCUGCUGCAGCACAAAACCCGCUAUCAGCUUUUGGCCACGGUAAUAGUUAACAUUAUUACUUUCGGCCACGGAGUGGGCGUGGGCUGGCUCUCGCCGACACUGACCAAAAUCCAAACGCCCGACUCGCCGCUGGACUUUGAGGUGAAUCUCGCCGAGAUUUCCUGGCUGGGUUCCAUGCUGGGACUGGGCAGCCUGUGCGGAAACCUAACCAUAGCCGUGCUGAUUGAGAGGGCGGGCAGGAAGUGCUGCCUCUACCUCAUGGCCGGCCCUUAUGCGUGCAUCUGGAUUUUGAUCUACUGCGCCUCGAAUGUGUACUACCUGUACGCAGCCAGGUUUCUGUGCGGGUUUACCGGCGGAGCAGGAUACUUGGUGGUGCCUAUUUUCAUCAGCGAGGUAGCCGAUAGCAACAUUCGAGGCGCGCUGACUUCGAUGGUGAUGCUAUCCGUCGAUUUGGGAAUACUGGCUGGCUACAUACUGAGCACUUAUCUGGCCUAUCAUGUCGUACCCUUCUUGGCCAUUAUCUUGCCCGUAGCCUACUUUAUGGCCAAUAUAAUGUUGCCCGAAACAGCCCCGUAUCUGCUGAGGAAAAGCCAGCUGGCUGCAGCAGAGAACUCCUACAGAUUCUACAGGAAUCAGCGGAGCGCAGACUGCGAGCUUACCUCAAGGACCAACUUUGAGCAGCUACGCACAGCGGUUUUGUCCCAGCAGACGAGGAAUGCCACGCCGCUCAGCUACAAGGACCUCACGACCAAGCCCGCCUUGAAAGGAUUCGCCGCCUCCAUUGUGCUGAGCCUGGGCUACCAGUUCAGUGGGGUGUUCAGCUUCAUCAACUACAUGUCCGACAUAUUCAGGGCAUCCGGCUGCAUUGUGGACGUCAAUACGGCCACUAUUAUCAUAGGCUUAGUCCAGAUCGUUGGCGUCUACACCUCGACCUUGCUGGUGGACGUCGUGGGUAGAAGGGUUCUGAUGCUGACCUCGACCAUGGGCGUGGGCAUCGGUUGCAUUGCCUUCGGCUGCUUUACCUACUUGGCCGAAAUCUAUGACCUCAGCGAUUUCAAUUGGCUGCCUUUGGUGCUGAUGAUCAUCAUCUGCUACGUGGCCAAUAUUGGGCUAAUUGGAAUCUUUUUCCUCGUGCUGGUGGAGCUGUUUCCAGUGAAGAUUCGCUCCUUGGCCACCUCGCUGUCUGUGAUUUUCCUGAGUUUACUCGUCUUUGGUAGUCUGAAGCUAUUCCCGCUGAUGCUGCACUACUGGGGCAUUUCGUAUACCAUGUGGUUCUCCGCCGCCUCUGGACUGCUGACGUUCCUUUACUUCUGGUUAUUUCUGCAGGAGACCAAGGGAAAGUCCAUGAUUGAGGACUAACAAGUAGCUGAAUUUGCUCCGAGUGCAAACCCUUUCAAACCAAUUGUAAGAUUUAAGAAUUCAUAUUUUAAUGCAAGCUGUUGGUUUUUAAUUAAUUAAUAAACGAAAUGUGCAAUAUGCACA